GUAACUUUCAGUUUAGUCAAAGUAAUUUAUUCGCGAUAUCAAGAAUGUUGGGAGCAGACAAUGAAGUGCGAUAUGACUUUGGAUUAAAAUUUAGAUCCAAAUUUUUGUUUUUGGUCUAUCAAUAGCUUUCUUUCUCACAGAAACCAUUAUGAUAUUGCAUCUUGAUAUCUUAGCAGCCAUCUGCUUGUUUGCACAGCUAGUUAGCACUCUUGAGUUACAGCCUUACCAGCAAGCUUUUGAAAGACCACCCAGAAAGCAUAGCUCUGCAAAUAAGCAUGCAAACAAACUUCUUAGUCAACACUUAUUAAUAGACACGCAUAACGACCUACCAAUGACAUUAGCAUUUGAACUGGAUGGCAAGAUCAAUAACCUGAACUUGACAAAGUUGGACUGGGGGCAUACGGAUAUUGUGCGUCUUCGCCAAGGUCAUCUGGGUGGUCAGUUCUGGAGUGUUUAUUACGACUGUGAGGACACUGCAGCUAAUCAGGUUCUGAAAGCUAUGGAAAGUAUCGAUGUUAUUAAGAGAAUGGCAGAUUUAUACCCUGAAUCUUUCCGAAUUGCGACUAGUUCGAAAGACUUUGUUCGGGCCUGGCGUCAUGGGUAUAUUGCUUCUGCUAUGGGUAUGGAGGGUGGUCAAAUGAUAGAUAGUAAUAUGGCUGUUCUACGCCUGUUCUACGAUUUGGGUAUCAGAUACAUGACACUGACACACAACUGCCACACGCCCUGGGCUGAAUCAUGUUGUGAUCAAAACGCUCCACCGUUUACAAAAGGGUUGGGAUUGACAGAAUUCGGUAAAAAGAUUAUUUUGGAAAUGAAUAGAUUGGGUAUGAUGGUAGAUAUAUCCCAUGUUGCACACUCCACGAUGAAUGCUGUUCUGGAUAUCACUCGUGCACCGGUUCUUUUUUCCCAUUCCUCCAGUAAUGCCAUCUGUAAUAUCGAACGAAAUGUGCCGGAUAAUGUUUUGCAACGUUUGAAUGAAACAGAUGGUGUGGUGAUGGUCAACUUCUACAGCUAUUUUGUACAAUGUGAUCCAACCAAAGAAGCAACUCUUUCUGAUGUUGCAGACCACAUUGAACAUAUUGCGUCUGUCGCUGGCCGCCAGCAUGUCGGUAUUGGCUCGGAUUAUAACGGUAUAGAGAAGACACCCCGCGGACUGGAGGAUGUUACAAAAUAUCCAGAUUUGUUUACUGAAUUGAUUCGUAGAGGCUGGUCAAAUAGAGAUUUGGUCGGUUUAGCUGGUAAAAACUUAUUAAGAGUGUGGAAAAAGGUAGAAUCGGUCAGUAAAUCGCUUCGUAAAGAUGGAGAGCUGCCACUAGAAGAUAAAAUCGCUGACUACAUAUAAAGCAUUAAGCGGACUCUGAUGGAGGAUUGUGUGUUUUCCUGGAUAAAUGUCUCUAAUUGAAGAUGAGUCAUUAUAUCAAUAAAGUAUCUUCAAAUUUUCAACAAAAAUUGUUGCGUUGCG
This is a messenger RNA of Mycotypha africana, 1462 nucleotides long. Its product is annotated as renal dipeptidase family. Gene Ontology annotation, biological process: proteolysis. The record is from RefSeq and is a predicted model, not a curated record. Gene Ontology annotation, molecular function: metallodipeptidase activity. Bases 149 to 1342 code for a protein of 397 amino acids. Lineage: Eukaryota; Fungi; Mucoromycota; Mucoromycetes; Mucorales; Mycotyphaceae. The transcript is spliced from 3 exons.